Molecule: messenger RNA, 1291 nt
Organism: Spodoptera frugiperda (fall armyworm)
Lineage: Eukaryota; Metazoa; Arthropoda; Insecta; Lepidoptera; Noctuidae
Exons: 1
Coding region: 263-1291 (342 amino acids)
Source: RefSeq, a predicted model, not a curated record
ACAGACCUAUUUCCAUCUUAUCUAGUAUAGAUAAAAUCACUGAAAAGUGUAUAGUCAAUCAAUUAAGUAACUACCUACAAACAAAUAACAUUAUUAACGAGUGUCAACACGGUUUUUUAAAAGGGAAAAGUACAAAUACAUUGCUUACAAAAUUCACAGACGAAAUAAACAAUUACUUAGAUGAUAAAAAUUUGUUAUUACAAUAUUUUUUGAUUACAAAAAAGCAUUCGACACUUUGCAGUUUGACACCAUCCUAAAUGCAAUGGAGGAGUGCGGGGUGAGAGAACCACUAAACCCAUGGUUUCGUGAUUACCUCACCGCGCGCUCAUACCGUGUAAAGGUGGAGGAUACAUUUAGUGACAGAGUUGAGGUGCGGAGUGGAGUGGCACAGGGCUCUGGAUGUGGACCAAUCUGUUACCUUAUGCAUGUUAACAGCUUGUGCCGAGUGCUACAGCAUUGUUUAGCUUAUAUGUUUGCAGAUGACCUGUGCAUACUUCGCUCUGGAACUAACAUGGAUGACACUUGCCAGCUAGUUCAACAAGAUAUUGACGCUGUUGUUAAAUGGUCGCAUGACAAUGGCAUUAUAUUAAACGCCAGUAAAACUAAAUUAAUGAUAAUUCAUUCGCCAUACUUGCCACCUCAUGGUAUGAUUCCACAAUUAUUUACCCAUGAUUAUACAUGUCAUCAUAAUAAGUUACUGGACUGUAAAUGUACACCUAUUGAAAGAGUAGACUGUGUAACCUACCUGGGCAUGAAAAUAGAUGAAAACUUUUCCUGGUCUCAACAUGUAGACUAUAUUUCUGGUAAAUUAAGAAUAUUAUUAUGUAAAAUGCACCACCUUAGCUUUAAAGUUCCUAUUAAUGUUUUAAGAUGUAUUUAUAUGUCAUUAGUUGAUUCUAUUAUGAGCUAUGCUCUUGGGAGCUAUGGAUUAACAUUCAAAACUAACUUAGAUAAAUUGGAAGCUCUUCAAACUAGAUUUUUAAAACUACUUGUCACUAAAAAAACUAAAAGCAACUGUAAAGGAGAUUACAGAAAAUUAUUUAAAAUAUGUAAAAUUUUGCCGAUUACUUUAAAACAUAAAUAUCUUUUAUUAGUUAACCACCAUGGAACCCAAGAACAUACCUUAACUUAUGUGAACAACACUCUUAACACACGAUCUAUGGCUGCUGGUAGAUUCAAUGUACCCAGAGUCACCAAUUACUAUGGUGACAGGACACUAAACAAGAGAAUACCUUACCUAUUAAACAAUCUGCCAGCAGACAUAAGGAGUGAAGCAAAAUUAAGUAAUUAG